AUGAUUGUGAUUGAUACAUUACUUGAUAAUUUAAAUAAUUUCCAUAAAAAAAAUAAUAUAAACAAACGAUUAGAAUGGUGUCAACAUUUGGUUAAUGUCGCAAGUAAAGAUGUAAAAAACAUUUCUAUUUGCAAUAAAUAUGCUGAAAAUAACAAUGUUAAAGGAUUUUAUCAUUAUGAUUAUGAUCAUUAUUUUGCAAAAGAUGAACAAGAAAUUUUUAAAAAAAUAACUGAAGAAAAACAAAAAAAAAUAUUAUUAGACAUACGAUAUACUUAUUUCGGCGCAUCUUUUCAAAAUAAACAUUGGGUAAUAUAUUUUGGACGAAAAUAUGCUAGGGAAACAAUUGAUAUUAAUCUUUUAUUAAAAUAUACUAAUGAUGAACGAAUAAAAGUUGCACGAAAAAAAAUUUCUGGUUUAUAUUGGAUUGAAAAUCUUGGAAUGAAUUAUGAAACUGAAAAAAAAGCAAUUCAAGGUUGGAUGGGUUCUUCUGGUCAUAGAAAACAAAUUCUUGAUAAAGAUUAUAUUUAUUUUGGUGCAGGAUUUUCAAAGGAUAUUUGG
This is a messenger RNA of Racocetra persica, 558 nucleotides long. Lineage: Eukaryota; Fungi; Glomeromycota; Glomeromycetes; Diversisporales; Gigasporaceae. The record is from the annotation of a GenBank genome assembly.